UCUCGCUGUGGGAGGGGGGUUGAAGCGGCUGCCUCGGAGCUCUCCGGUAACAGAGACAGUAGACGGCACUGACUCACACCUACGAUCCGCACACAGCACAUCCCAGACUCCACCUGACCUGCAGCCCAACAGCAGGACGACGAUGAAGACAUAGAGGAAGUUCCCUCUCAAUUUUUUCCCUUUCCGUGGCUGUUUUUCAAUCCGCUCCUGACGGCAGAUCUUCCACUUCAGAUCCAACAAAGUCAGAAUGUAUCUUACAGACUGAUAAACACCAGAUGGCGGUGAGUUGAGUGUGUUGGGACGGGACAAGGCGUUGUUUUUUGCUUACAUAAAACUGGGGACAACUUGGUUUGGUGGCGGACCUUCUAGCUGUUUUUGUAGGUGUUUUAUUUUAUUUUUGGCCAAAUAUCAUCCUACCACCACCACCACCAGCUGUCCUCCUCCUCCAGCCGUCUUGACUUGAUAAAGCAGCCACUGAGGAGACAACCUACAGUCUGCCUGGCCGCCGGCGGUCAAACGGAAUCAAAACAAAAAUCUCGCAGCACCGGACUGGACUCUGACAAGGAUGCUACUCCAUAACAGAGACUACUAGACGGUCCACAACAGCCGCUGCCAACAUGUUCAGGCGAGGUUAUGGUGGGGUGGAGUUACUGUUGGUGCUGUGGGGUCUGGAUCUCUCUCUGCCCUGCCCUCGCCACUGCAUCUGCUACACUUCACCAAGCACCGUGUCAUGCCAGGACCACAACUUCCACGCCGUGCCGGAGGGCAUCCCCGCUCAGAGCGAGCGCGUCUUCCUGCAAAAGAACAAGAUCCAGAGGCUGCUUCGUGGCCACUUCUCGCCCACCACCACCAUGUUGUGGCUUUACGCCAACAACAUCUCCUAUAUACAACCGUCCACCUUCCACGGCUUCGACCGCCUGGAGGAGCUCGACCUCGGGGACAACCAGCACCUGAAGGCCGUCGCUUCGGACACCUUCCUGGGCCUGGGUCGGCUUCACGCCCUGCACCUAUACAGCUGUGGUCUGAUCAGCUUACCUCCGGGGAUCUUUGCAGGGCUCCAUAAUCUCCAGUAUCUCUACCUACAGGAUAACCAGUUAGAGUUCCUGGAGGAUGAUCUGUUCAUCGACCUGCUGAACCUCAGUCAUCUCUUCCUGCAUGGCAAUCGACUGUGGAGUCUUCGCCAGAAUACUUUUCGAGGUCUGGGUGUGUUGGACCGGCUCCUUCUCCAUCAGAACCGAAUCCAGUGGGUUGAUCGUCAGGCUUUCCACGACCUGCGGCGCCUCACUACCCUGUACCUGUUUAAUAACUCCCUGACUGAGCUCUCUGGUGCCAGCCUGACUCUGCUGCCAGCUCUGGAGUACCUACGACUCAACGACAACCCCUGGGAGUGCGACUGCAAGGCUCUGUCGCUUUGGGAUUGGCUGCGGAGGUUCAGAGGCUCCACCUCGUCUCUGAUUUGCGUUUCGCCACCGGAGCUGGCGGGGAAAGACCUGAAAACAGUGAAGAAAGAGGAGCUACCCAGCUGCUUGUUGGGCGAGGGUCACGCUCAUGGUGCUCCGGGUGGAGAGAUGGAGCACGGAGAGUCUUUAAACCACCUGAAUCGCCACAGAAACCACCACAACCCCCACCAGCGGCCGUACUUGCCCCACGGGGACCAGUACAGCCUGCCUUCACCCUCGCCCCUGCCACGGCCGCCCAAGGGAGGCCGCAGAAACUGUACCCGCCGGGGUCGCAAGGCAAAAGGGGGGCUCAAUGAGGUGCAGAUACUUCGGGAGGGGGGUGACAAAGACUAUGGUCCAGAUGGUGGUAAAUACGACCUGUCUGCAAAUGGACGGAGGAAGAACAAGUGCAUCCCCAGAACUUCUGUCGGCCCACCAAGUGGGGUCCAGAGAGCUAAUAAUAAUGCGGGGUCACACCUUGCAGAUUAUGUUUCCUGUUUCUCAUCAGCUCUGCUGCUGUCUCUCUACUUUGUGAUCCUACGCUGAGAUGGGAAAUGGACACCUUUGUGCUGGUGAUGCAACCUUAUGAUUCAUUCUCCUGAACCACCCAGCCCUGGCUCUUUAAAUGAGGCAUGCGUGCAUAACUGUGUGUGUGGACAUGACUGUGUAUAAAGAACAUCAUUGAGCGUCCCUGUGGUAUUAAUGCAGGGAUCUUUAUGAGUCAUAAUCAAUACAUGGAAGUCAGGGAAAACAAUUUAGCCCAUUGCUUUGAUGAUGUCACCAAGGGAAACAACAGGAAAACUUUACUUUUGUCUCUUUGGCAUCGAUUGCUUCACUGGAUUUAUGUACUUAUAAAACACAAAAAAACUGUACAGCCACAUAAAAUAACAAGCCAGUAAUUCAUUCAGAUAACCACGCCAGUAACACACACCAGGUAUCAGAGCAGUUCAUGCCUCGGCCGCUAUGUUUAGACCUCCUGACACAAUAGCACAACCUCCAUCUGUCAGUCACACAGUCAUUUACACCCAUUACUCAGCUCACUCCACAGCACCUUAAGAUCAACAAACACACCACUGCAGACACAAGUGGUAGUAAAAGGAUUCAUUGUGAGGAGUUUUAGUAGUAAUAGCCAUAAUCACUGCAUAUCUACCGAUAAAGUGGUUUUACUUCCACGCCUCACAACAGGCUGAAAGCACUUCCUUUACCCUUGGUUCUGAAUGAGAAUUGUAAAAAAAAAAAAAAAAAAAAAGGCACUGAAAUUGUGACACAACAAUAUAACUGUCAAUUCUUCAUACUAGUCCUGUUGAAAGCUAUCAUCUGUCCUUGCCCUUGCAUCCCAACUUAAAAGCCAUUCAGAACGAACCGAUCAUUCUAAGAGCCACCUCGUCACGGUCGGUGUAAAUGAGUGAGAGCGAGUGAGUGAAGAUUUCUGUCUUGCUGUUUGUAUGAGUGUGUGUGUGUCCAGUAAAGAAAAAAAAACUGAAAACAAAACACAACAAAAAAAGAACACUAAAGCCAUGCGGGUAGAAUGAAGCUAGAUAGCAAGAGUGCCUAUUGAGAGCCAGUUUCUGUUAAGGACAAACUAAGGAGGCAAGAGAUGGUUUCAUUCACUCUUCGACCUCAAUGGCAACAACACAGAGGCCGCAACCAGCUGAAAGGUCAACUCAUGCAGGCCAAGAAAAAGCUGAGGCCCGAGUCGAACUCACAAAACUUCUGAUUCCCAGAAACUGAUAUGCACUUUCCUCUGUGAUGCUGUGGAGGUUAUACAUCUUUCAAACAGAGAUGAUUCAGUCCAAAUACUCAGAGGAAGGUCUCAAGUGCUGGAAAAAAACUGCAGUUUUUUCCGCAAUCAGAGAGGAGUGCCGGUGAUCACCACAAAUCUCCUGCAAAGGCCCGAUCAAUCGCUGAAACUGGAGAACAGAAAUAGUUCAGAAUCUGUGAUGAUCACCGGAGAGCAACUGGCAAACUACUCUUUCUUCGUCUCCUGUGGCGUGUUUAGUGUGCUCCAAAAACAGACGGACUCGACGAUCUGCAAGCCCUGAUUGGAGAGUUGGAUUUUAAUGCUGCUACGACUGAGGAGACAGAACCUCUCGUUGCCUUUUUGGAGGCUUGGGACUCUUUCUUCAGGAAAUAACAAGCACAGAAAGGACUGUGGGACAUGGUGCCCUUUAUGAACUGGAGAGGUUCAAGCACACACACAAACACACCAAUAAAACCCGAUCGAUCACCUUCACAGCCUUCCUGUCCCACUGCGAACUUCUAACCCCUGUUAGUCCGGGGCUUUCAAAUCACACAGCAGAGCACCACAGAUACUGUCCAGGCUUUGCCUGUAGACCUGAAGUGAUUGAGCGUCACUCGGCCCAAAAGUCUCAAGUGCUCGACUACAAUAACCUGUACAGAAACACACGGGCCAUCCGGGUACCUUAACUCACCAGUAAAGGUCUCUAUAUUUCUUAUAGCAUUACAAAGUUAUGAAUUCUAUUUUAAAAACCCUUGUAUGCAAAGGAUGACCAAGCUCAAAAGGCUAAAAAUGGUGACAUGCUGACUAAAAAAAAAGCACAAAAGAUGAUGAGUUGGGUUUGCUGGUAACCUAAAUAUACCUGGUUUGGAUGGGAAUCCGAGAGCAGGGGCCACCUUUGUACCCCGCCUGUGAGUGUUUCCCUGCCGAGCCCCGCCUUUUCAUGUCUAUCUAGAUGUCGGGGACGUACAGAGGCCUGACACUGGUGUCAUUCCUCCUGACAUGUAGGAUUAGAGAUCCCUACUGGUGAACUUGUCUGUGCUGCUGUGAACCCAGAGGUGAUGUAAAUUGUUGUCCGUUUACUCCUGUGAGGAUGACUUUUGUAAAAAAUAAAAAAAAAAGAAAAGAAAAAAGAAACAACAGACAUAAAAGAAAGAAGCAAAGAAAAAGAUAGAGAAACUGACUCUCUGAUGUGUAGCUCCCUUAAAGAAUAAACAGGGAGCUAAAGGCUGGAACUUUUAUUAUUUUUUUAAAUAUGAUUAUUAUCAUUAUUUCCUUUCUGUUCUUUUUGUUUUGCUGACUCAUUCGAGAUAAACAGUACACUGCACUGUCCCUCCCUCUCCUGCUCUUCCUCCUUUCUUUUCCAUCCUCCUAUUCAUCCCUCUGUCUUUCCCUCCCCCUUCGCCUCCCUCCCCUCCCCUCCUCUCUCCCUCCUUGUCUGUCUGCUUAUUCUCUCCUCCCCCUCGUCUCCUUUCCCCUCCACCCGCCACACCUCUAUCUCCAUAUUCUUCUCCAAUCCUCUCUUCCUUUGUGCAACUCAAAUGUUUUUGUAUGUGGUUAUCAAACAAUGCCAGACUCAAAAGCUGUUUAUAAAUAACAUUAAACAGAAAGUGUCCUCAAAUGGC
Molecule: messenger RNA, 4802 nt
Organism: Amphiprion ocellaris (clown anemonefish)
Lineage: Eukaryota; Metazoa; Chordata; Actinopteri; Pomacentridae
Gene: rtn4rl1a
Product: reticulon-4 receptor-like 1
Exons: 3
Coding region: 618-1985 (455 amino acids)
Cellular component (GO): plasma membrane
Molecular function (GO): protein binding
Source: RefSeq, a predicted model, not a curated record